Messenger RNA from Atta colombica, 1751 nucleotides. It is a transcript of the gene nAChRalpha6, whose product is annotated as neuronal acetylcholine receptor subunit alpha-7. The record is from RefSeq and is a predicted model, not a curated record. Gene Ontology annotation, cellular component: neuron projection; postsynaptic membrane; synapse. Gene Ontology annotation, biological process: signal transduction; regulation of membrane potential; monoatomic ion transmembrane transport. The transcript has 13 exons. Lineage: Eukaryota; Metazoa; Arthropoda; Insecta; Hymenoptera; Formicidae. Gene Ontology annotation, molecular function: transmembrane signaling receptor activity; acetylcholine-gated monoatomic cation-selective channel activity. Bases 1 to 1605 code for a protein of 534 amino acids.
AUGAACAUCGGCAACUCGGUGUCGCGCCUCGACCUGGGCCUGCAAAAUUCAUCUGCCAUGGCGUACCAGGCAAGAGGUCUAUCGCAGUUGCGAAUAAAGUUUUAUAAUACGAUCGUCGCCGGUCUCCAAAUAGUCCUCUUGCUCACCGUCCUACCUCAAGAAAGCCUUUGCGGGCGUCACGAGAAACGCUUACUGAAUCAUCUGCUGGCAAAUUACAACACCUUGGAGCGACCGGUCGCGAAUGAAAGCGAACCACUGGAGGUGAGGUUUGGCAUCACUCUGCAGCAAAUCAUCGACGUGGAUGAAAAGAACCAAAUACUUACGACCAACGCGUGGUUGAAACUGGAGUGGACGGACUAUAAUCUCCAGUGGAACGAGUCCGAAUAUGGCGGAGUGAAGGACCUUCGAAUUACACCGAAUAAGCUUUGGAAACCGGAUAUCCUCAUGUACAACAGUGCGGAUGAGGGUUUCGACGGGACGUACCAAACAAACGUGGUGGUCACGCAUAACGGCAGUUGCCUGUACGUCCCUCCGGGCAUCUUCAAGAGCACAUGCAAGAUAGACAUCACUUGGUUCCCCUUUGACGACCAACACUGUGACAUGAAGUUCGGAUCCUGGACCUACGACGGCAACCAGCUCGAUCUGGUACUCAACUCACAGGAGGGUGGUGACUUAUCCGAUUUCAUCAUGAACGGGGAAUGGUACCUCAUCGGUAUGCCGGGAAAGAAGAACACAUUAAUAUAUCAAUGCUGCCCGGAGCCGUACGUUGACGUCACGUUCACGAUACAGAUACGCAGGAGAACCCUCUACUACUUUUUCAACCUGAUCGUGCCCUGCGUGCUGAUAUCGAGCAUGGCCCUAUUGGGCUUCACCCUGCCGCCCGAUUCUGGCGAGAAGCUCACCCUAGGAGUGACCAUUCUGCUGUCGCUGACAGUUUUCCUGAACCUCGUGGCAGAAAGCAUGCCGACGACUUCGGACGCUGUCCCUUUAAUAGGAUCAUACUUCAAUUGCAUCAUGUUCAUGGUGGCGAGCAGCGUCGUGCUGACCGUUCUGGUGCUCAACUAUCAUCACAGAUCGCCCGACAGAUACGUGAUGCCAAAUUGGACAAAAGUAGUGUUUCUACAAUGGCUGCCAUGUGUGUUGCGCAUGAGUCGACCGGGCAAGAAGAUCACAAAGAAGACCAUUCUCAUGAGUAAUCGGAUGAAGGAGUUGGAGCUGCAGGAGAGGAGCAGUAAGAGUUUACUGGCGAACGUUUUAGACAUCGACGAUGAUUUUCGCCAUGGAAACAGCGCCGCCAAUCCUGCCUCGGGCUAUAUAAGUAGGUCAGCGUACGGUACACCGUUGUCGACUAGGCCGGCGACGGUUGAAGAGACUUCGGCAUCGUUGCCUCUCAGCGGCAUGCAGAGGGAACUUCACACAAUUCUCAAGGAAUUGCAGUUCAUCACAAGCCGCAUGAAAAAGUCGGACGAAGACGACGAGAUCAUUAGCGACUGGAAGUUCGCCGCCAUGGUGGUCGACAGGCUUUGUCUAUUCGUCUUCACGUUAUUCACGGUUUUGGCUACGGUGGUGAUACUGUGUCGCGCGCCACACAUAAUCGUCCAGUAAUAGACUGCCCCGGUCGAACCGAAAAAAUACACAAAACAUGCCAGGGAUAGCGCCUCCUGGAAUAUUCGGAACGACGUCCGGCAUGAUUCGAGGAGGCGACUACGCUAGGAGCACGUCGAAGUGAAAGAAAACGGGAAAAGCGCAGA